AUGAAAGAAUCACAGGAGGCAAUUUGCGAGAAUGGUCCAAAAUGUUCAGAAAUUGGACUGAAUGGUAAAGAAAUAAACGAUUGUGGUGACAUUUUAAAUCCCUGUACAUAUACUAAGGUAUUAAAAAGUGAAUCUUUAUUAAAUAAGCCUCCGAUUUUAUCAAACAAAAGCAACACAAAGAGAACAGUUAGAGGAAUUGGAGCCAACCGUCGAUACUACUGUACCGAGUGUUCAUACAGCACCCCUCACAGCCAAACAUUAGUAAAUCAUAUGAGGAGGCACAAUGGAGAUCGUCCAUAUCAAUGCAAGUGUGGGAAGAGUUUUACGCAAUCAUCUAGCUUGUCAGCACAUCUCAAAACGCACAGCACUACAACAUAUUUCACUUGUUCAACUUGUGGUAAACAGUUUAAACAUGCCUUUUCACUAAAAAAGCAUCUCAAUGUUCAUAAUUUGGGUCAGUUCUCCUGUGAAAUUUGUUAUAAGCAACUCAAAUCUAGACAGUCUUUAAAUGACCACAUGUAUCGCCAUUACAAUAUAAGAAAUUACAACUGUGAAGACUGUGGCGAUACAUUCAUCACAAGCUCUGAAUUAUUCAAUCAUAAGAAAAAGCAUGUUGAUGAAAGGAAAGUUGAAUGUCACGCUUGUGGUUAUACAACACGCCACAAAAGGAAUUUAAUUAUACAUUUAAAAAGGCAUGCCGGGGAGAAACUAUUUAAAUGCAUAACAUGUGUUGCAUCUUUUUAUACGAGUGGUGACUUACAACGUCACAUGCGCGUCCACACAAGAGAUAAACCAUUUCCUUGUCCCACUUGUAAGCAAAAGUUUGCUCACAGUACAAGUCUUAACAAACACAUGCAUACUAUCCAUGGAGUUGAUUAUAAAUGGGCAGAUUUAAAAUUAUUGGAAUCAAGAAAAGAGAAGCCACCUUAA
This is a messenger RNA of Danaus chrysippus (African queen), 930 nucleotides long. Lineage: Eukaryota; Metazoa; Arthropoda; Insecta; Lepidoptera; Nymphalidae. The record is from the annotation of a GenBank genome assembly.